AUGAAACCAAAUAAAAAUAAUAUCAUCAUGUUGAUGCUCCUACUUCUCCUGCUGAUUAAUGAUGUUCAUUGUAGACGUGGUCGUUCACGAGGACGAUCGAAAUCGAGGAUGCAAAUUGGACUGCCGAUUACAGGAAAAUAUCGAGAUCCAGAAAGUGAUCAAUAUUACAAUAACAAUGAUGGUGCAAAAAUAACUUUAGCAUCUCAUUUUGAUUUUGAAUACGUUCUGGGGCACAAAAUAGCUUUUCUUUGUCUUGCUCGUGGCAAUCCAAGACCAACAAUAACAUGGUAUAAGGAUGGUGCUGAAAUAUUCAGUCAUCUUUAUUUACAUGUUCAUCAAUGGUACAUUGGAAAAGACACAGUCAAAUCUAAAAUCGAAAUUGAUCCGGCAACACAAAUGGAUGCAGGCAUUUAUGAGUGUACAGCUGACAAUCAAUACAGCGUCGACAGAAGGAGUUUUAAAACUGAUUUCUCUAUUGCAUUUGAUUGA
This is a messenger RNA of Chironomus riparius, 489 nucleotides long. The record is from the annotation of a GenBank genome assembly. Lineage: Eukaryota; Metazoa; Arthropoda; Insecta; Diptera; Chironomidae.